GGGCACAGGUGGGUGGCACUGCUGGGCACAGGUAGGUGGCACUUCUGGGCACAGGUGGGUGCACUGCUGGGCACAGGUGGGUGCACUGCUGGGCACAGGUGGGUGAUCUGCUGGGCACAGGUGGGCGGGGCUAGUGGGCGCACUGCUGGGCACAGGUGGGCAGAACUUGCGGGUGGCACUGCUGGGCACCGAUCAUCAGGGCACUGAUCAUCAGUGCCCUGAUGAUCGGUGCCGAUCCCCGCUCUGACAACUGCCGGUUCUCGGCGGUACUUUCCUCACGAUCUGACAGCGUGAGGAAAGUGCAGCCGAGAACCGGCACUUGCAU
Messenger RNA from Staurois parvus, 325 nucleotides. The record is from the annotation of a GenBank genome assembly. Lineage: Eukaryota; Metazoa; Chordata; Amphibia; Anura; Ranidae.